UAGAUAAAUUUUCCUUAUGAUUUUAAACUUAACAUUUAUUACAAUUAAUUUUUUUAAUGCUUAGUCUUUAAAUUAAAUUUUAUAUUUACAUAAGCACUCGAGUGUUAACGGCGCUUAAUUAAUUUUUCAAUUUCGUCAUAUAGCAGUAUACUAUAAGAUGUAUGAAAUUUUUAAAACAUUUGAAUUGAAAUAAAAUAUUUAAUAAAUAUGUCUUAUAGUAAAAUAAUGAAUAAAGCUCGUAUUCUUCAAUUUAUCCAACGUCCGACAAUAAAGCAAAAGUGUAAUUUUUCUAGACUAAUUACUUCAAAUAGUUUAACAUUGAAUAAAUCAUGUUCGUUUCAAAAAGUUGCAGAAAUAAGAAGUGUUAUUGCUACAAACAUUGCAUUUGUUAGAUAUAAUAGUAAUGAAAGUGAUCAAAGUGUAGAAAGAAUAGAAGUUACUGAUGAUGUUAUUCCUGAGCCUCCUGAAGUACCAAAUGAAGUAGUUGAACCUGUAGAAAAAGUUUUGAAUGUACUCGGAGAAGAAACAUUAGAAAGUGCUGGACUUGGUUCUUGGACUCCAGUUGGAAUACUUCAAAAUGCAUUGCAAUACAUGCAUGUUUCUUUUGAUAUGCCUUGGUGGCUAACAAUUAUAGCUGGUACUGCAAUUUUACGUUUAUUAGUAUUUCCCUUAGUUAUUUCAUCACAACGACAUACAAUUAAAAUGAAUAAUAAUAUGCCUAAAAUUCAAGAAUACCAACAAAAAAUAUCAGAGUGUAGACUACAAGGAAAUCCAUAUGAAAUGGCAAGAGCAUCACAAGAACUAAUGUUAUUUAUGAAAAGUAAUCAUGUGAAUCCAAUAAAAGGAAUGAUCUUGCCUGCAAUACAAUUUCCCAUUUUUUUAAGUAUGUUUUUGGGUUUAAGAGGAAUGGCCAUGUUACCUCUUGAAAGCUUAACUUAUGGUGGACUUUGGUGGUUUACUGAUCUUACUUUACCUGACCAGUUCUUUAUAUUGCCUAUUGUUACAGUUGCUACACUAGGUCUAACUAUAGAACUUGGCGCAGAUAUUGGUAAACUUACUUCUUCAGGAGUUGGAUUUGGAAAAUACCUAAAAUACGGGCUUAGAUUAUUACCUCUUGCAAUAUUUCCAUUUAUUAUGAACUUUCCUUGUGCUGUGUGUUUAUACUGGGCAUCUACUAAUUUUAUUUCACUAACACAAGUAAUGUUUUUAAGAAUUCCUAAAGUAAGAAAAUACUUCAACAUAGAAGAAAAAAAGAAAUUUGAAAAGCCCAAAACAAAAAAAGGACUUAUAGGAGAUUUUAAAGAUUCAUGGAAAAAUAUGCAAGUUGUGAGAGAAAUUGAGGAAAGAGAACGAUUAGAUCAUAUGAAAUUUACACAAGCAGGUAGAGCACCCCCUGUUAAAACAUAUAAAUAUAAUCCUACUGUAGCUGGUGGACUAAAACAAGAAAAACAGUAAUUAUUAAGUUUAGUAUAAUGUUGUUUUGGUAUUUUGUGUACAAAUUAUUUAAAUAAAAUAAAAAAUCAUAAUAA
Daktulosphaira vitifoliae (grape phylloxera) is the source of this 1529-nucleotide messenger RNA. RefSeq names its product mitochondrial inner membrane protein OXA1L-like. Bases 208 to 1455 code for a protein of 415 amino acids. The record is from RefSeq and is a predicted model, not a curated record. The transcript is spliced from 9 exons. Gene Ontology annotation, cellular component: mitochondrial inner membrane. Gene Ontology annotation, molecular function: membrane insertase activity. NCBI's taxonomy places the organism in Eukaryota, Metazoa, Arthropoda, Insecta, Hemiptera, Phylloxeridae. Gene Ontology annotation, biological process: mitochondrial respiratory chain complex IV assembly; protein insertion into mitochondrial inner membrane from matrix.